UUACCAUUUCAAUCUAAACAACAAAAAGAACGGCUAUUUAAACCUGAUUAGAGUGAUUGAAAUUUCAUUGAAUUUUGCAAUUUUGUGGGCGGUCAAUGAAAUUUUUCAAUUUUUUUUUUUUUGGGAUAAAUUUUUUCUUCUAUAAAACAAAAAUAAAUUUUCUAAUAAUUAUGGGAAAUUUAUUCGGUCGAAGUAAAUCACGAGCGGCCAAAGAAUCAAAAGUUUCAUCCACUGAUCGUGCCAUUCUGCAAAUUAAACAACAACGUGAUAAAGUGAAAAAAUAUCAAAAACGAUUAACAGCUCAGAUUAAUAAUGAAGUGGAACUUAUUCGAAAAUUGGUUCAACAAGGCCAGAAACAAAAAGCAUUGUUAUUGUUGAAGAAGAAAAAAUAUACGGAAAAAGUGCUGGAAAAAACGGACAAUGAAUUGAUGACCAUUGAAAAUUUGAUCAUGGACAUUGAAUAUAAAAAUGUCGAACAAAAUGUUCUGAAAGGAAUUGAAGUCGGUAAUGAAGCAUUGAAAAAAUUGAACGCCGUAUUCAGUAUCGAAAAGAUUGAAGCAUUGCUCGAAGAGACAGAAGAAGGAAUUGAAAAACAACAGGAAAUAAACGAACUUAUAACCGGUAUUAAAGUUGAAAAUGAAUUACCCGAUGAUGAUGAAGAAUUGAAUGAAGAAUUGGAAAAUAUUCUUGGCCAACGAGAAAAUCCAAUUGAAUUGCCUGAAGUUCCUGGUGAAGAUUUACCUGAAAUUGAAAAACCAGAAAAAAUCAAAGCAGCUGCUAAUGAAAAACGGGAACGUUUAUUGGUUGAAGCUCAAUAGCAAUGGAAAAUGAAUGUUUAAAUUUUUUUUUUAAAGCCAACCAUUUGUUUUAUAUGAUGAUACUGAAUUAUAAAGUUUCAGAGAUUUUUUUUUCAUAUACUAUGAUUAUAAUCGAAUUCGCUAUACAACAACAACACGAUAAUCGAAAAAUUCCAUUAAAUAAGAGAUAAAUUUUACAUAAAUCUUUUUUCGAUUUUUACCCAAGAA
Dermatophagoides farinae (American house dust mite) is the source of this 1025-nucleotide messenger RNA. RefSeq names its product vacuolar protein sorting 20 (gene Vps20). Gene Ontology annotation, cellular component: ESCRT III complex; multivesicular body. The record is from RefSeq and is a predicted model, not a curated record. Gene Ontology annotation, biological process: vesicle budding from membrane; late endosome to vacuole transport via multivesicular body sorting pathway. Lineage: Eukaryota; Metazoa; Arthropoda; Arachnida; Sarcoptiformes; Pyroglyphidae.